AUGCGUUACGCAGCUCUCGCAUUACCUGCCAUUGUGGCCAACUUGGCCGCCGCCCUGCCUCGGCCCCAGGAUAUUGACCUUGACUUGGUCAUCGCUGCUCCCGACCCGACAUACACGGAGAUCCCAGGCGCCAGCGUUCAGAUCGUGACCUACGAUACUUCAUCCAUCCUGGCUGAGGCUACUGCCGCAGCUUCUUCGCUAUCUAUUGCGGUCACAAACGUUGCCACGGCUACUUCGGUUGCCAAUGUCAAGAGAAACGCCUGUGAAUCUCAAGUUGCGGGCGUCUACUCUUACCAGACUGACUCUGCUUCUGCGUUUAGAGCAGACCCACGCUGGGCAUCCAUGGCGAGUAACGUCCCUGUCCCUACCGGCUUCGUGCAGACACAGACGAAUGCAAAUGCUGCCAACAGCGCGUAUGGCUACCUGGGGUAUCACAAUUUGGAUAGCUACGACGCGAAAGCAUGCGCCAACUUCUGUACGAAUACCCUUGGUUGCAUGGCCUUCAACGUCUACGUCCAAAGGGAUGCCAGUCUGGAGCCUGCCGUCGCAUGUCCCAGUCCCUCGAGCGUCAUCUACGCAAAGUGUGCACUUUGGGGAUCUCCUUUGUCCUCUGAUAGCGCCACCAACUCUGGCACGAUGCGUGCACAGUUCGAAGUUGUGAUUGCUGGGUCAAACGCUUACCAGAACAAUUCGCUGGUCAUACCCGCUGGCUUCAGCUUGAACGAUGCACUAGGAGAUGCCGCUCUCACCGCUCCCUACGAUGGCCAAGGAUACAAUACCUUCAUGGGCUCUACGAUCUUCACAAAAGGCACCUUUAAUAUCCAGGCUUGCGCGGAUUAUUGCUCUGCUCAGACCGCUUACAAUGUGAAGCACCCUGCAAGCGAUGGCAGUCCGCCUAAGAUUUGUGCCUCCUUUAACACGUAUAUGUUGUACCUCAACAACGCAAGCACUCCUCAGGGCCAGUACUGUACCCUGUAUACUGAAGUCUGGGACGCAUCUUAUGCGACCAACAAGGGCCAAUACCGAGGCUCCGAUCAUUACUUUAUGUCGUACUCUUUUACCUUCAAGAACUCGACGAGUGUUGCUCCUGCACCAGCCAAAGGCGAUGUCACGGGCGCCAUCUUCCAGGCUCGUCAAGAUAUGACGUAUUACCCUUCACAAUUGACCUCGACUUAUGGGCCCUAUUGCUCGAGCCUACUCGGAUACUCCGCUGCAGUCGUGACUGUUACCCCGACGACUACAAUCACCCCAGUCGCUACUGUAAUUGCUACAGUCACUCAAAUAGCUGGGGCUAAAAAGCUCAGACGUGAUGGCGUUGAACAAGCCCCUACUUCCAUCCUGUUGCCCUGGUUCGUUGCCUUAGCGUCUGCUGCCAAUCUCGAAAAGCGUGCCACAACGACUCCGGCUGUGCUGAAGAAGUAUGCUGUCGCUGUACAGUCAGGUGCUUGCAGUUUGAUUGCCACAAAGCCGGCGGAUGUUUCGACCGUCAUCGCGGCUACCGUUACUGUCAUGGCCCCGCAGCAGACGACCACUUCCACAUCUACAACCAUCGUCGCCGCCGCCGCUACCGCUGCCGCAUCAGCCGGUCUCAUUCAAGUGCAGAGUCCAGGCAGCCCUUACAACGGGCUAUACGCACGUUUUGUCAUCCCCACGAUCAGCGUUGGCACACCUAUAGAAUUGACAAGCGACAUCACUCAAGCCGCCAACUUCUCAAUCAGCUCAGACCAACAUCUCCUAUACGCAGACCGUGAACUGGGGUCUAAUCCCGUCGAAUACCAGGGAUUGGGACUAGUUUAUAGUAUUCCAGCCCUCGCACCUGUUGGGUAUUAUCCCGCCAACUACCCGAUCCCCGCUGUUAGUGUCACUGCCAAUGGCCAGCUUUCGAUCCGUGGGACGGGCGUGGGCGAUCUUCGCACUGUUCUGCAGAUUUGUCCUGAUAUACAGGCGACGGCUCAUAUUGGCAUCUAUGGCAGCGGACCCUUUUUCGCUUUUGAUACGAAGCUUUAUCCCGAGUGUGAGGUUGCUCAUGUCGCUUUUGUUUAA
Molecule: messenger RNA, 2043 nt
Organism: Aureobasidium subglaciale EXF-2481
Lineage: Eukaryota; Fungi; Ascomycota; Dothideomycetes; Dothideales; Saccotheciaceae
Exons: 1
Coding region: 1-2043 (680 amino acids)
Source: RefSeq, a predicted model, not a curated record